UUCUGUGCUUUUGUGGAGGACACUGGGGAUGCUGUCUAAGAAGAAGGUACAAAGCAUUACCCUGUGAUUACAUUGGUCAUGGGAAGAAAUACAAAGUGUUCCUCCGAAGCAGGAGUUCUGACUGGGGCCAGUGGAUCCAUGUGGCCAUGAGUUAAUUCUGUGGGGGCCAGGGAGCACAAUGGAAGCAGGCAUGUGUGGCUGUGGAUCUGCCCGGUAGAAGCAGGCGUGUGUGGCUGUGGACUUGCCUGGUGGAAGCAGGCAUAUAUGGUUGUGGACCUGCCCAGUGGAAACAGGCAUAUGUGGCUGUGGACCUGCCCAGUGGAAGCAGGCAUGCGUGGCUGUGGACGUGCCUGGUGGAAGCAGGCAUGUAUGAUUGUGGACCUGCCCGGUAGAAGCAGGCCUGUGUGGCUGUGGACCUGUUAUGAGGAGAUGAUCGUGCUAAUUCACUGAAAGUUCAUGAUCCAUCCAGGCCAAGACGCCUCUCCUGAAAACAGAACUUGGAGCGUUGAUUCACAGGUUUGAGAAGUGCUGGCAGAGCCUUAUGGGAUGGCACCAUUUGAAAGGGCGCCUGUGACGAGCUUCACACAGGACACCCCAUAGAGGGUGGGAAACACGUCUGCGAGGGAGGUCCCCAGCCAGGCAGGGCACACGGGACACCAUCUUUUCAAAUUUAACCAUCACACUUAAAAUAUCUCAUGACACAGAUACCUGCGAAAACAUUUAUCCCUCAGCUCAGAUAAACUGCGGGUGUUUAAAGGGAGACAGAAUGUGGGGGAGAGAAACGAAGCAAGGGCCUUUGGCCAUGGGUCCCUCCAGGACCACCCCACCUCUGGAGCCGGCAAGAGAUACCUCUGAAGAGACCCCCGAGUGAAGAGCCCCCGAGCGCUUCCUGCACGCAGAGCCUUUGUUGAGAGGACAGCCUCCUUCAGGAUGAGCCGUUCUCCCACCCCCACCCUUACCUGGCUGGCGGCCAAGGUGACUGUCUCCUGAGCUCCCAGCAGCUUUGCAAAACCCUGAGUUGAAGCAGCAUCCUCAUUCCAGCCUGAGCUCUUCUCCUUCACUGUGACCUCCACCUGGCAGCUGGAAUGCAAAGAGCAGGCAACAGGGCAGGUGGCUACACAGGGCUGGGGGGGCGCCCACCAGAAGCAUCUCCAUAGCUGGAUACCCCAGGGCAUACCUGGUGUCCAUGGCUUCCCCAUGCUCACCCGCCGCCCCCUGCUUCCCAGCCUAUUCUAAGGGUGAAACUGGACACUCAUUUUCCAGGUCGAAGCUGCUGGUCUCAGCUGUGAUUUUACCAGUUCCCUGAAAGAGAAUACCCUGUACCUUCACAGGCGCGGCCUCCUGAGCCCGGCGGAAGCCCCUGGGUGUUUCCGGCGCAUGGAGCCAUGGCCCUGCUCCCCGGGCACGCGGAGCCCCCUGGCGGCGGCGCUGUGGGCGGCGGGGCCCGCGCCCGGCACGUCAUCAUCAAUGUGGGCGGCUGCCGCGUGCGCCUGGCCUGGGCCGCGCUUGCGCAGUGCCCCCUCGCGCGCCUGGAGCGCCUGCGCGCCUGCCGCGGCCACGACGAGCUGCUGCGCGUGUGCGACGACUACGACGUGAGCCGCGACGAGUUCUUCUUCGACCGCAGCCCGUGCGCCUUCCGCGCCAUCGUGGCGCUGCUGCGCGCGGGGAAGCUGCGGCUGCUGCGGGGCCCGUGCGCGCUGGCCUUCCGCGACGAGCUGGCCUACUGGGGCAUCGACGAGGCGCGCCUGGAGCGCUGCUGCCUGCGCCGCCUGCGCCGCCGCGAGGAGGAGGCGGCCGAGGCGCGCGCGGAGCCGGCGGAGCGCGGGGCGCAGGGGAGCCCGGCGCGCGCCCUGGGGCCCCGGGGGCGGCUGCAGCGCGGCCGGCGGCGCCUGCGCGACGUGGUGGACAACCCGCACUCGGGGCUGGCGGGCAAGCUCUUCGCCUGCCUGUCCGUGUCCUUUGUGGCCGUCACGGCCGUGGGCCUCUGCCUGAGCACGAUGCCGGACAUCCGCGCCGAGGAGGAGCGGGGCGAGUGCUCCCCCAAGUGCCGCAGCCUGUUCGUGCUCGAGACCGUGUGCGUGGCCUGGUUCUCCUUCGAGUUCCUGCUGCGCUCCCUGCAGGCCGAGAGCAAGUGCGCCUUCCUGCGGGCACCGCUCAACGUCAUCGACAUCCUGGCGCUGCUGCCGUUCUACGUGUCGCUGCUGCUCGGGCUGGCGGCUGGCCCGGGAGGGAGCAAGCUCCUGGAGCGCGCGGGGCUGGUGCUUCGCCUGCUGCGCGCGCUGCGCGUGCUCUACGUGAUGCGCCUGGCGCGCCACUCUCUGGGGCUGCGCUCGCUGGGCCUGACCGUGCGCCGCUGCGCGCGCGAGUUCGGGCUGCUGCUGCUGUUCCUCUGCGUGGCCAUGGCGCUCUUCGCGCCGCUGGUGCAUCUGGCCGAGCGCGAGCUGGGCGCGCGCCGCGACUUCUCCAGCGUGCCCGCCAGCUACUGGUGGGCCGUGAUCUCCAUGACCACCGUGGGCUACGGCGACAUGGUCCCGCGCAGCCUGCCCGGCCAGGUGGUGGCGCUCAGCAGCAUCCUCAGCGGCAUCCUGCUCAUGGCCUUCCCGGUCACCUCCAUCUUCCACACCUUCUCGCGCUCCUACUCCGAGCUCAAGGAGCAGCAGCAGCGCGCGGCCAGCCCCGAGCCGGCCCUGCGCGAGGACAGCACGCGCUCGGCCACGGCCACCGAGGACAGCUCGCAGGGCCCCGACAGCACGGGCCUGGCUGCCGACUCUGCAGACGCGCUGUGGGCCCGGGCACGGCCCUGACGCCGGCACCGCCCACACGAAGACCCCUCCACACCAGCUGCAGCGUCGGGAACCCGGAGGCGCGCGGGGCGUCUGGCCCGGGGGAGCGGGUCCUGCGGGCUGCGUCCUCGGCCGGCCCUCGUGCAUGAGGAGUCCCAGAACUAGGCCGGGCCCCGCCUGGAAGCCACUGGCCUGUGACCUCUUGCCCCUUCCCUUUCCGUGGAUUUUUAAUUUUCUAUGCCUAGCUAAAAAUAAAUUUAGUAAGUCCCAGAAA
Messenger RNA from Cebus imitator (Panamanian white-faced capuchin), 3057 nucleotides. RefSeq names its product potassium voltage-gated channel modifier subfamily G member 2 (gene KCNG2). NCBI's taxonomy places the organism in Eukaryota, Metazoa, Chordata, Mammalia, Primates, Cebidae. Gene Ontology annotation, molecular function: voltage-gated potassium channel activity; protein binding. Gene Ontology annotation, cellular component: membrane; voltage-gated potassium channel complex. The record is from RefSeq and is a predicted model, not a curated record. Gene Ontology annotation, biological process: potassium ion transmembrane transport; protein homooligomerization. The transcript has 4 exons. Bases 1386 to 2804 code for a protein of 472 amino acids.